GUAUUAUGUUGUUUUUUCCUGACGUCUGAAUUGCGUGUGGUGCACUACGUAGGGUGGUCGUGUUUUGUUAAGGGGAAAAGUGUUUAAUAGUGUCAUUAAAUUUUUCUUGUGUUUAUUUAUACUGGAAACAACAAUGUCAGACGAAAUGAGAGAGGCAAGAAGGCGGCGCAUACUGGAAAACUCAGAAAAACGACUUCAACGGAUUUUAGGAGUGGCUACAGAUCAUACCGAUACUACCACGAAAUCACCUGAGUUGCUGUCAUCUUCAUUCGCGUCUGGAGAAAAUGGAAAAGUAGGGUCAGAACCAUGCACAGUUUCAGAAGCAGUACCCAAAGAAGAGCACCAUAUUAGGCAAAGAUCUAAUAUGAAUGCAACUUUGGCAUCACCAACAUACCAAAUGAUGGGUAGUACAGAAACAAGCAAGACAUUUUUCGAAGUGGAUGGGGGUCUGCCUGAAAAUGGUCUAUUGACUAAAGAUCUACCUAAGAACACAGCUGGAUUAUUAGUAUUUCUUGCUAUUACUUCCAUAACUCUUCUCUAUACAAGUUUUGGAGUAUUCAUAGGCCACAACGUGCUUAUUCCAUUUGGGAUUUUUGAAGCAUAUUUACUACUAACAAAGACAGAAGACCAGAAGCCAUCUAAUAAUGUAUUUAACACAGUUCUCAUGUUAAGUGGAUUACCACAGAACAAGCUCUCCCAGCUAACCAGAGUCAUGCAAACAAUUCAGAUGUUAAUGCAAGAUCUCUGUGUCUACCUGUUUGCCUGUUUUGUAAGUUUUCAGAUAUAUACUGUUGUAAUAUAAA
Messenger RNA from Daphnia carinata, 803 nucleotides. RefSeq lists its product as uncharacterized. Gene Ontology annotation, biological process: tail-anchored membrane protein insertion into ER membrane. Gene Ontology annotation, cellular component: GET complex. The coding region runs from base 134 to 802 and encodes 222 amino acids. The record is from RefSeq and is a predicted model, not a curated record. NCBI's taxonomy places the organism in Eukaryota, Metazoa, Arthropoda, Branchiopoda, Diplostraca, Daphniidae. The transcript has 3 exons.